Letharia columbiana is the source of this 390-nucleotide messenger RNA. RefSeq lists its product as uncharacterized. Bases 1 to 390 code for a protein of 129 amino acids. Lineage: Eukaryota; Fungi; Ascomycota; Lecanoromycetes; Lecanorales; Parmeliaceae. The record is from RefSeq and is a predicted model, not a curated record. The transcript has a single exon.
AUGUUCUCCCCGGACGUCGCAGUGCCUGCCAGCGUAGCUGCGCGCAACCCUCGAAGACGGCAGCGAACUGGCUCGGACGACUCAGUUGCCCUGCGACAAAAUCCGAAGAGGAUACGGCGAUCAGGCUUGACUUCUGAAACAUUUCAAUCUCCAAAUACCACAAAGGUUAACGGGUAUAUUGCUCAUGUCGCAGAGGAGGCUUUCACAAAUGGUCACGCGAAGGAACCUGCGAAUCUACGAUAUGCGAGUGUGGAUACUACGAGCUUGGCUAUUAGGCAUAGGGGAGUGAAGAAGGCGGAAAGAGAGAGACGGACGAGCAAGAACGACGGUAGCAUCGAAUUGGCAAGUUAUCACGCCAUGGAAGCCUUGCAAGACACUGACUCCAAAUGA